Lactuca saligna is the source of this 1075-nucleotide messenger RNA. NCBI's taxonomy places the organism in Eukaryota, Viridiplantae, Streptophyta, Magnoliopsida, Asterales, Asteraceae. The record is from the annotation of a GenBank genome assembly.
AUGAACAUCAAAGUGGGUGUUUACAGUUCUGGGAGGUCAAUCUCAGACCUUCGACUUCGAGUUUCUAUCCAUUCUUCUGAGAGCUCUCUAAUGGAAAAGUACAAAUUAAUAGCUAAAAUCAAGAAAGGCGUCUUUCAAGGCUUGUGUCUUUUAUCAUCCCAAACUGUUACUCUCAAACAGUUAGGGUUUCCUGAUAACGAAGGUGUCCCUGGCUCCCUUAUCAAGGAGAUAACCCUGCUACAAGCAAUGAGACAUGCCAACAUUAUCAAGCUGAUCGAUGUGGUGAAUCAUCAAGAACAGAGUAGUAUAGUCCUUGUUUACGAAUCUAUGGAGACGAAUCUCACAAGUUUUAUCCGGAUUUAUCCAAAAGUAAUGAAGAUUCCACGAACAAUCAAAGAACUUUUACGCCAGAUUUUACUUGCAGUAUCCUAUUAUCAUUCUUUUGACAUUGUUCAUGGAGGAAUUAAACCCGCGAAUACGUUCAUCGAUCCUGCAACAAACACUUUGAAGAUUACAGACUUUGUAUGGCCUAGGACGCUGUUUAACUCCAAUACUGAAGAUCCAAAUGAGGAAUUGGGUUUCUGUUACAAGGCUCCUGAAAUUCUUGUGGAGCAUAAACAAUUCAGCACUGCAAUCGAUGUUUGGUCUGUUGGAUGCAUUUUUGCAGAAAUGGUGACUCAGAAGCCUCUGUUUUCAGCUACCUCGGAAUUUCAUCAACUUGCAAAAAUUUUCAGUAUCGUGGGGACACCUAGUGAAGAAACAUGGCCCGGAUUUUCCAGGAUUUAUCGGUAUUUACAUAUAUAUAGUCAUUGCAAACCUAAGGAUCUGAGGAAAUUAGUUCCUGGUCUUGAACCAGCUGGAAUUGAUCUUCUUCAUAAACUACUAUACAUGGACCCAAAAGGAAGAAUCACAGCUAGACAAGCAUUGGAGCAUGUAUAUUUCCAGAAUUGAUUUUUUUUUCCCUUUGAUCUUCAUCCAAUAUGAUAUUCAAAGUUUGUGAAAAAAUGAUAUAUGAUAUGAUAUUCAAGGUUUGUAAGUAAAUGAUAUAUGAUAUAUGGCAUGAAUGAAUUUUGGG